AUGCCUAUCAAAAAUCAAACUAAUACCAAUGAAAACCGUUCGUUGUUAAAUGAAGCCGAAGCCAAACCACUGAUUCCAUCGAAUAGAUCGAAGCAGAAUGACUGGCUAACAAAACAGCUCAAACUUGUUCAUGAUAAACAUGUCAGAGCAGUGCCAGGCAAGACAUGUCGAAUUAGUUCUGAUUCCACUGCAUACCGUGUUUAG
Molecule: messenger RNA, 204 nt
Organism: Adineta ricciae
Lineage: Eukaryota; Metazoa; Rotifera; Eurotatoria; Adinetida; Adinetidae
Source: the annotation of a GenBank genome assembly